GCCGCAGGAAGACCCCAGAACCGCGCUGCCUUCGCCCCUUCUCAAGCAGGCCUUCGGCUUCCUCGGAAGGGCCAGAUCCCGUCCUCUCGAAUGGCCGGUGAAACGCGGAGCGGGCGGGCCUGGCGCGACUCGGAGGGAGCAGCUUCCCUCGCUCCGGAAGCCCAGCCCGGGCCAGAGGAGGCCAGCUGCCCACAGGAUCCCCAGGAGAGACCGAGGGAGAGGAAAGAAGGGCGGCCCGGCGGUCAGUGGCACCCAGACGUGCGACCUCUCGUCUCAUCCGAGAGAUGGCUCCGGCUUCACGGGCUCCGCAGGAACAAACUGACCCUCUCCCAGAUCGUCUCGCAGCUCGGAUUUCCCCGGCGGGAAGGGUUCAUACGCUCCCUGGGCAGACGCGUGGCUUCUCGGUAUGCGGUCGGGCUGUUUCACCAGUACGCCACACCCGAAGGCGGAAAAGUGUAUAACCUGACGGCUAAGGAAGAGCUGCUUCAUCAGUGUGGGGAGUCGCUGACCCGAGCGGCGGAGCUGUUGCGGCAGAGGUUGGAGUGGCUGACCAGCGAGAGCCGGCAGAUAUUCGGGGUGAUCCAGGAGACCUCCGUGGCCGUCGUGUUGGACUUGGGCUCCCUGGCUGGACCCCGACUGGCUCUUUGCCAAGAGGCUGUGGUCCUGGUCCUCCGGGAACAGGUGGCUCACCUGGCCGGAUUCAACGUGAUCAGGGCUGGAAAAGUUGUGGCCAAGUGGCAGGAGGCUGCAGUCCCCGUGGAUGAAGCGUCCGUCGGCUCGGCCGUUGCCUGGAUCCGGUCGUUGGAGGCCGGGCCCGUGCUUGACCCCUCCCGCUCGGCGGAGGCCGUGCAGGAGUCCUGGAGAGACCCGGAAAUCGAAGCCAUUUACUACUUGGUGGCUGGGGACCUUCCUCAGGAGACGAAGCAGGAGCUCCUACGGAUGAUAUCCAAGAGUCCCUGUCCUGUCCACCCCGUGUCUUUCAAUGCCACGGAAGAAGGAACGAUUGGCAUCCUAAAGGAACUGAGCUCUCUGACCAGAGGCAGGUUCCACGCAUUUGCUGAAAGAACAGCCCAGCUGGAUCUUCCGGAGUCUACAUCGAAGGCUUCUGAGAGCGAAAGAUCUUGCAGUAGAAGGAAAUUGAAGGGCCGCUCACCUCCAGGAGCCGGCGUCAGGGAGGAUGUGUUCCUGGUCUGGAGGGAGUUGGAAGAGGCCCGGUACACGCUCAGCCAAGUCCAGGCCCUGCUCACGGCGUUUUCCGCACCAGCUCGGGAUGCCACCAGUGGAACCACAGCUGAUCAAAGAGCAACUGAGCCAGUGGAAGAAGAGUGCAUGAGUUCCUUAGAAUGGCUGCAAAAAUACGGCUUGAAAGCCCAGAAGCUGACCUUCUACGACGCCCUUGUUGACUGCACCUUCCGACACGCAGAUGGAGUGGUGGAUAUAAAAGUCAAGCCCGAAGACCCCUCCGUGCGGACUGAUGCGUUGACCCACAAGAAAAUCGUCCACGCGAAAUACUGUGAGAGGUUUGUGCACGUUCCCUGGAAGGACGGCUCCCUGGUCCACGUCUACAUCACGGCCGAGAAGUGCAAGGCCUAUGAAGAAAGGAUGGGUCUGGCCCUGGAGCACAUUGACCGAAGGAUGAAAUGGCUGCAGCGGGGGAGUCGGGCUGUGUUCGGGACGGUGCUCGAGGAUCACGUCUGCCUCCUCAUCGACACGUCGCGCUCAAUGAAGGACAAACUGGCCUUGGUGAAGGAGAAAAUCUUUCAGCUCAUGCAGGAGCAGCUGAGGCACAAAAGGAAAUUCAACUUUGUGAAGUUCGACGGUCGAGCUGAGGCGUGGCAGGACAGACUUGCGGAAGUGAACGAAAGGAACCUGAGGCAGGCCCGGUCCUGGGUCAGAGCCCUGGAGGUGGGAAGUUCUACCAACACACUGAGAGCCCUCCAGAUCGCCGUAGCCGAUGGAGACGUUCAGGCCAUCUACCUCCUGAGCGAUGGGAGGCCGGAUCAGCCUCCCGAAACGAUCCUGGCCCAAGCCCGGCUCCUCCCCCCGAUCCCCAUCCACACCAUCGCCUUCUGCUGCAGCGACCCCGAGGCCAGCGCGUUUCUGCAUGCCCUCUCCCGGGAGACUGGAGGACGCCCCCACUUCUGGAGCCCCGGCCCUUGGGAGGCCGGGGUGGGCCCCGAGUUCUCCAGUGAAGAUUUAGACCUUUUACAGAGAGAAAUGGAACAGGGAAGAAGAGACCUCCAGAAAGUGCAGGACCUCUAUGCUGAAGGACUGAUGUUGGACGGGUGGUUUAACGGGGAAAAAGACGGUGAAGACAGGCAUCAUAAGCGGGACUUGGCGGUGCCUUCGGCCCCAGGCAGCCCCCACCCCUGGGCGUCUGCUGCAGCGGAACCAAGAGAGGCGUCACCCCAGAAUCCCGGAGGGGCCGGAAGAGCGCUCCCAGUUGGUCCCAACCCAGGGGGGCGGAAGAAGAAGGCGCUCCAUGCGGAAGAGACCAAGACCAGCCUGCUCAGAGCCCAGUUCAGAGGCACAAAGGGGCGAGGAGACUGCCCAACCGUGAAGGCAUCUUCAGGUGGAAGAAAUCCAGCAUCUCAUGAAACCAACACGGCAGCUGAUGGGCUGGCAGGAAAAGAGGUCGCAGGGACCCCCGAGGAGCCUCUGGACUCCUCGUCAGCCCGUUGGCUUCGGAUCCACGGCCUGGAGGCCAGGAGACUCACGCUAACGGCCGCCUUGGCUCCUACGGCAAUCCCCCACCGGGCCAAGUACGUCCCGGUUCUGGAUAAGCACGUCGUUUCCAAAGUAUUCGAUGAGCUGUUCCCCGUGGCCCACGUGAGCGGCGACACCAAGCAGGUGACGUUGGUGAACCCUCAGGCGGUGGAUCUCAGGGGAUACCGGCGGGAGGUCCUGCGGGUCGUCCGAUCCUGUCAGAGGCGCCUCAAUCUGAUCGUCUGGAAGGCGCUGUCUCAAGAGGAGAGGGACAGGUUUGACGGCGAGGGAACGGUCACCUACCUGGACAAUCGGGAGGCCUUCCUGGAGGCCUUGGAGCGGCUCGACUGGCCCCUUCCCCGGGAAGACGUGACCCUCCUGGAGGAUGAGAUCGAGGCUGGGGCCGCCUACCUUCGGCAGGCCCUGGACCUCCAGGAAGCUGCCGGGAAGGACCAGCUCCGAGACCGGAACCGGGGCCAGAAACACCCAACCGGCCCGGAGAAGAGGCGCCCGGCAAGGAAGGCGGACGCCCUCAGAGGCCAGAGGGUGAUUGCCCGGUCGGAGGCCAGCGGCUUUUAUUUUCCAGGCACUGCGAUCCUCCGCCCGAGCGCCACCCGGGCCCUGGUGACUUUCCGGCACGGAGAGACGGAGAUGGUCCCGACUGCGGGCCUCAUUCCCGUCGGGGGAGCGAUGCCCGGUCCUCUGCUCCAGGUUGGGGACUUCGUGUUGGCCAGAAGCGGGACCUCGAGGGGCCAGGACCGCUUCGUCCCCGCGAUCGUCAUCCUCGUUCCGGCCGGCGGCGCGGACCCCUUCUACACCGUGUUGAAGUACGACAACGAGAAGCACCGCUUGACCUCUCGACGAAACCGUGAUUGGGCCUUUCCGACGGAGAGCCAAACUCUGUCUUUCGGCACCGGAGUACGGUCACCCGAUACGCACUAUCCGCACGCUGCUCUUGUGUUCAGUCUCGCGAGGUCAAGUUAUGCACCAUCCGGCUAGUGAAGAAUUUCUCCCACAUUCGGGAGGAUUUGGAACUGGAUCCCGGGAGGUCUUGGGCGGGAGGUAGGAUUUUCACGUGAUUAUGAACCAAGAGUCUAAGCUCCAUGUGGGCAGGGCUUCCCGUUGGUCUUCCAAAACUCUUAGUAGAGUGAAUUGCAUCAGGUAGGCCAUGCCUAAAUAAAUGAAGAAAUAAAUGUCGUUACUACUAUUUCUACGGAUUAGUACGGUGCUCUGCACACAGUAAGCGCUCAAUGAAUGCUAUUGAAUGAAUGAAUGAAUCGGGAGAGCACUACGAACUGACCGUCCGAAGGAGUCCAGAGUCCUGCACCUCGGAAAGCCUACGCGUCGACAACUAAUUAACGUCGGUGACGUGAGGCCGAAUGGUAACGUGGAAUUCUGCUACCUGAGCGGCGUUGUGAUUGACGAUACGGGAUUAAAAAUAAAUAAAUAAAUCAGAGG
This is a messenger RNA of Ornithorhynchus anatinus (platypus), 4164 nucleotides long. RefSeq names its product von Willebrand factor A domain containing 3B (gene VWA3B). The record is from RefSeq and is a predicted model, not a curated record. The coding region runs from base 91 to 3705 and encodes 1204 amino acids. NCBI's taxonomy places the organism in Eukaryota, Metazoa, Chordata, Mammalia, Monotremata, Ornithorhynchidae. The transcript has 26 exons.